AUGAAUUUGUAUAUUGGACCAUUCGAGGCUUGUAGACGACUUGUGCCUUAUACGGUGAAAGCUGGAAGAAUGAUUGACGAGUAUGUCAUCGAAUGUGAUUUUGACAAUCAAUAUCUUUGCCCGCUUAAUUUUCUUCAAUUAUAUGACAAAUGCUAUUUGAUGCCUGAAAAUGCAACAAAUUAUCAUGGAAUCAAGAAGAUGUGUGGAGAAAAUUUUAAAUUGGCGAAACUCGACAGAAUCGAUCUGAUUGGAAUUGUCGAGAGAAUAUUCAGACCAUCGGCUCCAGUUUGGAUGGAUUUCCUCACAAAUUAUACGGGAUUUUUUUCUGAAAAUAUUCACAAAUCUGAUAAUCCACAAGAUGACGAUGAAUAUUUCGAUUGGAGGGAACAAUUCGGUGGCACAUUCGGCCAUAUCAAACCAAUUGAUAUCAAUGACAAAAACAUUCUUUUUAUUUGCGAAAAACCAUACAAAGACUCAUAUUCUUCAAUUCAUGGAGAUGUUGGAAGAUAUUCCGAGAUAUUCUUUGAAGAAUAUGCACUACCGAAUAAUCAAGUCUAUCCGACGUUUGGAAAAUAUGGAAGUUCAUCCAAUCCGAGAGAAAAGAGCACGGAUGAUGAAGACAGAAUAUGCAGGAAAUUGAUGGAUUCAUUUUCUGACUUCGGGCACCAUCGAUUCAUCAGAUUCAACGAGGAUCAUUCGUUGAAACUCUCAAUUUCUUCCGGUUAUUUCUCGCAAACCAAAUAUGUUCAUACCGGAAUCAAAGAGUCCAAUUCAACACGUUCGUGUGAAGAAUUCGAGAACGAAAAGAUCUGUGAUGCGAGAAGGAAUGUGACGGCAUCGAAGAUAAUGAUAACGGGUGAAGGUAAUUGGCAAUUAACAUCGGCUCCUUUCGGUCAACGAUCUCCAAUGUAUUGUCAUUCGCGCUAUUACAGUUUCGAUGAAAAUGGCUAUUGUCGUAGUGAUUUCACUCCAUUUGUCAAAGGAAAUUAUAUGAGAUCGAUCGCCAAAGACGGCUGGAACUACUACUAUCUCGGUGUCGAUUUGCAAAGUAAUAACAUGUUUUAUCGCGAUUCAUCGACUCGUCCCCAACCAGUAUUCGAAUUCUAUCGGUCAUUGUGGGAUAAAACCUAUUUACCUGGUAAACCAGGAAUGCACAUCGUCCUCACAAAAAACAAACUUCUCCAGAAAAUCGAGUAA
This is a messenger RNA of Caenorhabditis bovis, 1197 nucleotides long. NCBI's taxonomy places the organism in Eukaryota, Metazoa, Nematoda, Chromadorea, Rhabditida, Rhabditidae. The record is from the annotation of a GenBank genome assembly.